AUGGCUCCCAUCGCAUACGACCCGGAGAACAUCUUCCUCAAGAUCAUCAAGGGCGAGAUCCCGAGCUUCAAGCUGUUCGAGACGGAGCACGUGCUGGCCAUCCUGGACGCGUUCCCGGUGGCCCCGGGCCACGCGCUGCUGCUGCCCAAGGCGCCGGGCUUCGCGACGGUGCUGGACAUGACGCCCGAGGUGGCGGCCAACGUGUUCAAGGAGCUGCCGCGCCUGGCCAAGGCCGUGCAGGAGGCCACGGGCUGCGACGGCCUCAACAUCGUGCAGAACAACGGCGCGGCCUCGGGCCAGGCCGUCUUCCACGCGCACAUCCACGUGAUCCCGCGCUUCGAGGGCGACGAGCUCAUCAAGCUCCCGGCCGGCCAGACCAUGAUCGCCAAGGAGGACGGCCAGGCCAUGCAGGCCAAGAUCCAGAACAAGCUCUAG
Phytophthora sojae is the source of this 435-nucleotide messenger RNA. RefSeq lists its product as hypothetical. Gene Ontology annotation, molecular function: adenylylsulfatase activity. The transcript has a single exon. Lineage: Eukaryota; Oomycota; Peronosporomycetes; Peronosporales; Peronosporaceae. Bases 1 to 435 code for a protein of 144 amino acids. The record is from RefSeq and is a predicted model, not a curated record. Gene Ontology annotation, biological process: sulfur compound metabolic process; purine ribonucleotide metabolic process.